This is a messenger RNA of Pleurotus ostreatus (oyster mushroom), 468 nucleotides long. RefSeq lists its product as uncharacterized. Bases 1 to 468 code for a protein of 155 amino acids. NCBI's taxonomy places the organism in Eukaryota, Fungi, Basidiomycota, Agaricomycetes, Agaricales, Pleurotaceae. The transcript has 3 exons. The record is from RefSeq and is a predicted model, not a curated record.
AUGAGUGACGAAAAAGAUACUGGCCUCAAUACACCACCUCCGUUGACGAAACAAUGGCAUAUCAUCGAACUUCCAUCAGGAGGGACGCCUGAGACGGCCCGAUUUCCUGAAGAGACUCCAUACACUGAGCAGGAUGAUGUUCUUAUGGAAUGUGAUGAAGGCGAUCAAGAAGCCCUUACUUCCUUCCAAUACGCCGACCGCGGUGAAAGUUCCGACGGUAACUUCAGUCCUUUGGCAUCCCCAGGUUUGUCGGGACUUCCGGAUAUUUCCUCGCAACUAUCCUCUAUUUUUCCCGACGAGUCACCGGCGGCUUCUCAAGAAGUAGACUCGGCCAACUUUCUUGGAUUUCUGCCGACGCCUUCAAAGAGCGGAACGGACAGUCAUGGAACUGACAUCCAGGGAACCGAAUCGAACGCUAGUCUUUUUGCGAGAGAUAGCUGUGGUGCCGACGAUGUAAUGUCUCACUGA